AUGACCAACGGCGCCGCCACCAAGACCGCCUCAGGCGUGUCGUUUUGGACCCCUGCCCAGGAGCCCCCUGCCGGCACCCCCGUCGACGCCUCAUCCGCGCCGACGCUCUUCCAGCCCCUUACGAUCCGCGACGUCACCAUCAACAACCGCAUCUGGGUCUCUCCCAUGUGCCAGUACUCGGCCGAGGACGGCCACCUGACGGACUACCACCUGGUGCACCUAGGCCAGUUCGCGCUGCACGGCGCCGCGCUAACCAUCAUCGAGGCCACGGCUGUCGAGCCGCGGGGCCGCAUCUCGCCCCAGGAUGUCGGUCUGUGGAAGGACUCCCAGGCCGUGUCGCUGAAGCGGGUGGUGGACUUCAUCCACUCACAGAACCAGGCCGUGGGCAUCCAGCUUGCCCAUGCGGGGAGGAAGGCGAGCAACGUGGCGCCGUGGAUCAGGGAGAGGCACGGCAAGUGGCUCGCGCAUGAGAGCGAGGGCGGGUGGCCCGACGACUGUGUUGCGCCGAGCGCCAUCCCCUACGCCGAGAACUGGGCCACGCCGCGAGAGCUGACCGUCGAGGAGAUCCAGGGGCUCGUAAAGAGCUUUGCCGACGCGGCCAAGAGAGCGGUUGAGGCUGGCGUCGAUCUAAUUGAGAUUCACGGCGCUCACGGGUACUUGCUCACCGAGUUCCUGUCCCCUCUGACCAACAAACGUACGGACCAGUACGGCGGCAGCUUCGAGAACCGUACGCGUUUUCUUUUCGAGACCCUCAAGGCAGUGCGCGACGUCAUUCCAUCCGGCAUGCCGCUCUUCCUCCGCAUCUCGGCGACAGAGUGGAUGGAGUACGCCGGCAACCCCUCUUGGACGAUCGAGGACUCGAUCAAACUCGCCAAGCUCUUGCCGGAAGCCGGCGUCGACCUGCUGGACGUCUCUUCCGGUGGCAACAACGAGGCGGCUAAGAUCGAGAUCAGUCCGUACUAUCAGGUCAGCCUCGCGGGCCGCAUCCGCGCGGCGCUGGAGGCCGAUGGGAAGAAGCUGCUCAUCGGCGCCGUGGGCAUGAUCAGCAGCGGCGAGAUGGCGCGGAGCAUCGUCCAAGCAAAGAGGGCGAAGGAGCACGCGCAGGCCAACGGGCAGAACGGGGCCGAUCAGGGGAACGUGGCGACGCUGGAGGUGGACGAGGAGCACGGGCAGGUGACGCAAGCGGACGCGGUGCUCGUUGCUAGGCAGUUCCUGCGGGAGCCAAACUUUGUAUACAAGAUCGCGGACGAGAUCGGGGUGAACGUCAAGUGGGCAAACCAGUACGAGCGGGCGCCUCUAGUGAAGCGUUGA
Molecule: messenger RNA, 1311 nt
Organism: Colletotrichum graminicola M1.001
Lineage: Eukaryota; Fungi; Ascomycota; Sordariomycetes; Glomerellales; Glomerellaceae
Product: NADH:flavin oxidoreductase/NADH oxidase
Exons: 2
Coding region: 1-1311 (436 amino acids)
Cellular component (GO): intracellular anatomical structure
Molecular function (GO): FMN binding; NADPH dehydrogenase activity; NADP binding
Source: RefSeq, a predicted model, not a curated record